GGCAUAUUCUUUAGUAAAUCGGUGCAAUUUUUUCAGAAGUUUGACACUAAUGGGUUCCGGUAAAGUGCAGGUAUUUCGAUGUUUAAAAAACAAGUUUAAAAUAGCAUAGUGCGAGACAGAAAGCAGCCAAAAUGAAAAAUAUAGACUUGUUGAACGAGUGGUAUUUGAACAGAACCAAAAACACAGUCAAACAUAUGACGAAUUUUAUAGAAAACCGUUGUUACUUCAGAGCAAGAAUCAACAGACAGUUUUGGAAAGCCAGUGAAGAUUUUUCAGAGCCUUCGUAAAAGGGGCUCCAGGAUGACGUCAUAGAUAGAAUCCCCAACGAAGUCUGAUCACGGAGACGUAGUAUA
Messenger RNA from Acanthoscelides obtectus, 353 nucleotides. NCBI's taxonomy places the organism in Eukaryota, Metazoa, Arthropoda, Insecta, Coleoptera, Chrysomelidae. The record is from the annotation of a GenBank genome assembly.